This is a messenger RNA of Ctenopharyngodon idella (grass carp), 6716 nucleotides long. It is a transcript of the gene lgi3, whose product is annotated as leucine-rich repeat LGI family, member 3. Gene Ontology annotation, biological process: regulation of exocytosis. The transcript is spliced from 9 exons. The coding region runs from base 297 to 1952 and encodes 551 amino acids. Gene Ontology annotation, molecular function: protein binding. Gene Ontology annotation, cellular component: synaptic vesicle. NCBI's taxonomy places the organism in Eukaryota, Metazoa, Chordata, Actinopteri, Cypriniformes, Xenocyprididae. The record is from RefSeq and is a predicted model, not a curated record.
CUGCAGUCUAUGCUCUGACAGCUGCACCACAGAGAGAGAGAGACGAGAACACCGCAGAGUACGCUGAGAAAAUCAAAUACACACUCAUACACGCACCCAGGGAACACCAGUCACUGCCCACUCGUUUUCUGUUCCCUCUGUCAUUCGCUUCUGAGCCUAACACCUCCCCUCCUCUCCCGUUCACACCCUGGAGCUUCUUCUCUAGCAGUUUUCCUAAUAAGGAAAGGAUAAAAAAAACAGGAUCAGAUCCCUCUCUCCAGCCGCCUGUGUUUCUUCAGGAGAAGAGAAGGUGGAAGAUGGUGGAAGCAAGGCCCAGGCGGACUCUACGAUGGCCAGACUGGCGGCUGUCUGUUUGCCUGCUGCUUUUCUGUAUGUUUGGGAACACAUUGGGCCGCAAAGCUCCCAAAACCCCACGAUGUCCAACCACCUGCUCCUGUACCAAAGACAGUGCCUUCUGCGUGGACACCAAAGCCAUUCCCAAGAGCUUCCCACCAGGAAUCAUCUCCCUGACUAUGGUGAACGUUGCCUUCACAGAGAUUCCUGAAGGAGCUUUUUCCCACAUGCACCUACUGCAGUUCCUGCUGUUGAACUCAAACACAUUCUCUCUGAUUUCUGAUGAUGCUUUUGCUGGUCUUGGACACCUGCAGUACCUAUUUAUUGAGAACAACGACAUCCAAGCCCUGUCAAAGCACACAUUCAGAGGACUGAAGUCUUUGACACAUCUGUCUCUAUCCAACAACAACCUGCAGGUUCUUCCCAGAGAUCUCUUCAAACACCUGGACAUCCUCACAGACCUAGACCUGCGAGGGAACUCGUUCCGUUGUGACUGUAAGAUCAAGUGGUUGGUUGACUGGAUGGAGAAGACCAACACCUCCGUUCCAGCCAUAUACUGCGCCAGCCCUUUUGAGUUCCAGGGUCGACGCAUCCAUGACCUCACACCUCGUGACUUCAACUGCAUAAGUGCAGAUUUUGCAGUAUAUGAGAUAUACUCAUUCCAGUCUCUGUCUGUGGAGUCAUACGAGUUUAACAAUGACCAGUACAUAGUUUUCGCUCAGCCCAACACUGGAAUCUGCACCGUGUUCAUUUGGGAUCAUGUGAACAUGCUUUUCAAGACACAUUACAACAUCACAUCUCGUUCUGCGGUCUACUGUAAGCCUGUGGUUAUCAACAACACUCUCUACAUGGUUGUGGCUCAGCUCUUUGGAGGAUCCCACAUCUACAAAUGGGAGGAAGGACCAUUGCGUUUCGUCAAAAUCCAGGACAUCGACACCACUCGUGUCCGUAAACCCAACUUCAUAGAGACUUUCCAGAUUGAAGGGGACUGGUAUUUUGCUGUAGUCGACAGCUCCAAAGCUGGAUCCACCAGCCUGUACCGCUGGAACAGUAACGGCUUUUACUCGCACCAGUCUCUCCAUCCCUGGCACAGAGACACUCACAUCGACUUCCUCGAGGUGGACGGCAAACCUCGUCUAAUUCUCUCUAGCACCUCGCAGCCCCCGGUGGUGUAUCAGUGGAACCGCAGCCAACGCCAAUUCGUCUACCACUCGCAGAUCACUGAUUCAGGUGAUGUGCAGAUGGUGAAGCACUUCUGGAUACGAAAAGUGCUGUAUCUCUGCCUCACGCGCUUCAUAGGAGACUCGAAGAUCCUGCGCUGGGACAACCAGCGCUUUGUGGAGAUUCAAACGCUGCCGUCACGUGGCUCAAUGGCCGUGUAUCCGUUCAGCGUUGGAGUGAGGCAGUACCUUCUGCUGGGGAGCGAUUAUUCGUUCUCUCGUAUUUAUCUGUGGGACGACCUCACUCAAAGGUUCCAGCCCUUUCAGGAACUGAACAUGCUUGCGCCUCGAGGGUUCAGCCUGGUCUCUGUUGACAAUAAGGAUAUUCUGUUAGCGGCCAGUUUUAAAGGAAAGACCAUGGCGUACCAGCAUCUCGUGGUGGACCUCAGUGCCAAAUAGGCUGCUGGAGACGUUUUUCUGGGGAUUCAGGCUGCAAGUGCUUAAAGUGCCCCUAUUAUGCAAUUUGAAAGGUUCCUAAUUAUGUUUUGGAGGUCUCCUGCAACAGGUUUACAUGCAUCAAAGAUUAAAAUACACUUUCAUUUUCUCAUAAUACACAUCACCACAUUUUUCAAUGAUUCUCAAACAACUCGUCGGAUGAAUCAGUGUCUCUAAAUGCUUCCAAAUGCCCAUUACCAGAACUGAUUCAGCUCUGGAGGCUUCCUAAAAUUCAGCGAUUGUACACACUGUAAAGACAGUAAUGACGGUGUUGAUUUUAUUAUAUCAAUCCGAGCGCGAGUCCGAUGAUGAAACAUUGGAAGAACUAGUUAUUCAACCUAAACCUCCAUCACAAGAACGAGUAGGAGUUUUCUCAGUGAUACACUACUCAGUAUGACAUAUAUUAUGAGAUGUUGCAACUGUAAUUCCUCUGCAUCAGCAUUAACAAGUGUAUGUCAAUCAACAAACUGAUGUGUAUAUUUCUAAUUUAUUGCGGUACAUAUUAGGGGUUGCACCGACUAAUCGACUAGUCGACUUUAACGCUCUGCCAUGACGCUUUAAGCAUGAUGUCGACUAGUCGCUGGUCAUGGCCUAUAGAGGGCACAACAGGAAAAUAAAUCUUUGAAGUCCACCUUUACGCUCCGUAUCCUACAGUUAAUGACAAAUAAAUGCAUACUCUGAGAGCGCUCCACAGCAUAUGUUUGAUUAUACCAUCUGGAUUCUCAAUAUUGAUCGGGUGAAUGCACGUUUUAAACAGCUUUUUGUACAGGUACGUUAAUCGACGUUCUGAACUGCGCUGCUACACACACACAUCAUGUGCAAAUAGAUUGCGCGCAUACAGAAUCAUUCAGUAGUGCAGAAAUGUAAGAAAUAUCUAGCAUAUAUUUCUUAGUAACUAAAACCCACAGCUUCACUAUUAGAGACGCUGCCAGGUAGAAUUAAUUCACACGCAAUCAUAUAAAUGUAAUCUUACUGUGCUGCUUUAUCUGUAUCUGAUUUAGAACGAGCAGAUCUGUGAGAAAUAUAACGACCCAAAGUCAAAAGAACUGAUAAAAAUAAACUUAUGUAAGAGCAAUAGACUUGUGGGCAGCGUUGUGUCAUGUGCCAUAGCUGUGCAGAAGGCAAUCUGCGAGUCUCAGCUCGAGGUUCAGACUUAGGCCUCGUUCACACAGAAUGCAUUUUUGCUUUCAAAAACACGAAACACGGGCAGUGGAAUAGAGGAAAAAAGUGGUUUCGAGACACGUUUUUUUAAAGUUGAACUGUUUUGAACUUGAGCGCUGCGUUUAUAUAACGCCGUGUCAUGCUCGAGACUCUGCAAAAGAGCAAGACAUGAGCACAACAGUCAUAUACACGUCCAUCUAGCAUGUAUUUACCAUAGACUGUAAAAAAAAUGGACGUAGUGUCCGUGACGUCACCCGUAGAUUUCAAGGGCCUCAUUUAUAAAAUGUUGCACAGAAACCGUCCUAAAUUUGAUCUUACGAUCAUUUCUCAGAUGUGCGUAUGUGGGAUUCAUAGAAUGAACGUACACACAGAAAACGAGCGUACGCCUCUCUUUCAGAUGUGAAAUCUAUAAAUCGCAAAUAAUCUUGAACUUGCGCGGAGCUGAAUGCUUUCAGUUCUCCGCGUUUUAAACGACACCUAAUUAAUGUCAUUUACGUAUAAAAGAUCAACUGUUAUUGUCCAAAUCGUUGGCGAGCAGCAAGAAUAGCUUAGAUUUCCAAAAACUUGCAGUAAUCUGACCAGGAAAAGUGUGUACAUCUGCUCAGACCCUGACGUGACACCAAGCACUUUUCCACGUCAAAGACCGUUUUUAUAAAUAUGAGCGUUGGCGUGGAUUUAAACAUACGCACAUUCUAAGAUCAAAUCUGUGCGUACGCACGCUUCAUAAAUGAGGCCCCUGGAGAGCAUUUUUGAAGCCUAAAGUGGGCGGAGCCGGCCAUCCGUGUGUGUUAUGUGUGUUUUAGCAAGGCUAUGUGUGUUGCAAGUUGGUGAAUGAAGAUACUUGCCAGGUUAUGUGUCACUACUCUGCUUUAUUAAUUUAUCCAGUGUAAAACCUGGACACCACCACACAAAUGUGGCUUUUUGUUAAUGACUGUCCCACUACAGGAUUUAACACAGAGUAACAGUUACAAAAGACACUGUAACAGUCUGUCACAGGCAAUUCUAGUUGCAUUUUUCAUCAAUUAGCCUAAUUUCUUAAAUUAUCCUUUGACUAUGUUCUGGCCCGCCAUCUAGUGGCGAAAUUUUUUUUUGGCCCGAUGCCAAACUUAAUUGCCAAUUAAUUUUACCAUAUAGAUGCUCCAGCAACAGUAAUAUUGUAAUUUGUGUCGGGUGUGCAAAUGACAACAUGCAAAAUCAAAACGGGACUUCAUACCUUUGUAAUGAAAUAGCCAUCGCGAGAUGAAUCCAGUCCAUCGCACUUGGGUAAAAUGCCCGUGAGCGUCCAUUGAAAAACGUCCAACAGCCAACUUUUGUUCACAAAAGUGUUAAAUCCAUAAAAUAUAUCGAUAUAUUGUCCAUUGCAAUCUGAGCACCGUUUAUGUUGUAAAACUGUAUACGAUCGUAUACAUUGAACUCUCAAAAACAAAUGAGCCCGCGUCCAAAGUAUAAUUUUUCAAAAUAGUGCAGCAGAUUUGGUUAUAAUAUCCAAGCAGUGCUCUCGGAGUUUGUGGUGUCUUGAGUGGCAUAUUCUCCAGCCAUUGUCAUUGUAGUAAAUCUGGUGGACAAAACUUUAAGCCAAUGCCAAGACGAUCCAACAACGUGUGUUGUGUUUAUCUUCCGCAUGACAUGCAUGCACAUGUACACAGACGCACAUCUGUCUCGACCAUUAUCUGCACAGCAAGCCAUAUUUGAUAAUUGGAUGAAAUAAUCCCCCAAAAAAAGCAAACAUGGCAAAGAUGCCAAGUUCAGCAGCUAGAAUUAGCUGAGGUGACGUGAUAGCUCACAGUCAGCAGACAAACAGCUAGUGACAGCAGCGGCAACCCACCUGUCACUCAAGUGGCCACGCCCUUAAUUAUGCAGAACUUAAUAUAAUUUAUAUAAUUUAAACAGAUGAGUUAUAAAAAAAAAUUCACCACCCUCACAGUUGUCAUGAAGGGUAAAAUUAGAUGUAUAGACCAAAACCACUUUUUGCAUUGGGCUGUAAACAUAUUUUUUUCUGCUAUAAAUUUGGGCAUUUAAACAUGGGGGGGAUACAGAUUUGCCUCCCUUCUGGAGCCUGUCUCUAGCGGCCAGUCGAUGAAUUGCAGUUUAAGUUACUUCCGUGUUGGCUUCAAGAGAGACCGCGGGAGGUUACCGCUUGGUACUUACAUAGAAAAACAAUGGAAAAGUAGCGCAUUUUAAUGGAAAAACGUGUUCUGUGUGGACGGCCCCAUAUUUGUUCAUUAAUGACGCCAUCAUCAACUAGUCGAUCACAUAUAUGUCGACUUUAAAAAAUCUCGUUCAACCCCUAGUACACAUGUGGGAACUGUAUUAUUAACAAUAUAAAUUACAGUGCAUAUGUUAGCUGAGCACUAACGUGAUGUAAUAUUAAAGUUUGUAAAACAAAUCUUGCUCCAUUAUCAUUACUCAGAGUAGUAGGAACUACAGACAAUCUGCAUUAAUGGACACAGUUUUAGGUAAUAGUGAGCAACAGCUGAUUAGCAGAAGUAUUUCAGUAGGACAAUAACGUGAGUUAGCUGGAGACAUACACAAUGCUAAAACACAAACACUAUGUAUUUUGAACACUCGGUAUAAAAUAUAUACGUCAAUAAUUAAUCAUACUUAUAGGUUGUGAUUCUGAGGAGCAAGUUGGUCCAAAUAAAGUGGGUACUGUCCUAUCUUUAACCAUUGAUUCUUACAGCCUCAUCCUUUGAAAGUGAAAAUAAAGCGAAUUUACUUUCACAGUGCAGAGCACAACGUCUUGUAGACAUGUUACCCACACGAACGAGCUACAGCGUUUGAGAAGGGGAUGUCCACGCAGAACAUAGGCUGGCAUUAUGCAAAUGUGUGAUAUGUGAACUUCACGAAAAUAGAUUUCGAAUUACAAACGACUUAUUUAAGCGGUUUAACUCUUUUGAGAGACAACUUUAUUUAUGAUGCACAACUUUGCAGACUGUUUACAUUCACAUACAUUACACACUGCAUGAAAGGUAAUUUUCAAAAAUCCAUAUUAGGGGCACUUUAAAUCUCAAGAACUGCAACAUUUCCACACUUUUUCUACAUCUGCUUUCACACAUGAAUUGAUUCUGUCUUUGCUAAAUACACUCGCACAUUAGUUACUGUAAGUGUAAGCCAUCAACUCAAUAAACAUGUUAAGACUGAUUACCUAUUUAGGUCUUCAAAGCUAAAUAAACAUUUACCAUCUGCAUUGCAAUGAUUACAUGUUGUAUGUUACUCUAAUAGGAUGUACAUUGUUCAGCAGUUUCAUAUAAAAUUAUAUUUUUAGACAGAUGUUACUCCCUGAUCCAUGUAUCAUCAUAAUAAGAAAAUGUCUGUAGCUACUUUUAGAAAAUUAUGUGUUACCAAGAAAAAUAACAAGUACGUUUUCAUUACUCAGUUGAGCUUGACUGUUAAGGCUUUGCCUUUCUAUGCAGAUUAUUAUUCUCUGAAUUAUUGUACUUGGGAACAAUAUACCGAAUUACUAAUUAUAAAACGUCUGCUGUCAUCAGCAUGUAUGGCAAUAAAUGAGUGUCGUGGAAAUUAUUUAUGAUGUGUCAAAAUAAAGUUAAAAUAUCUGUUUGUCUUGCA